Messenger RNA from Triticum urartu, 2731 nucleotides. The record is from RefSeq and is a predicted model, not a curated record. Lineage: Eukaryota; Viridiplantae; Streptophyta; Magnoliopsida; Poales; Poaceae.
GGCCCUGCUUCAGUGGGGGUAAAAAGGGAAUCGUAUGCUGGAAGCCGGAGGCAGUCAGUCGUCUUCAACCUCAGCUCGAGAAUCCAAUCCGCCGCGGGAGUCGGAGUUCCCUCUCGACCCUGUUCAACAGGGAGCAGGCUACCGAUCUCUGAGCCGGUGGCGAGGGAGGCGGGCAUGGAUGCCGGCGAUGGGAACGAGUCCGGGAGCCGCGCGACUGCUCCGGAGAUGGCAGUCAUCAUCGGGGUCGGGGAGGACGAGAUCCGCGGGCUUGUGCGCAGGGCCGACGGCGGGCCUGCCGAGUCCGCUCAUAGGCCCACAGGAGAAAUGAGCCCACAAGCUCCCGGCCGGACUGAAAGGGUUGAUUGUCAUCCCCCGGACAGCACACCAUGUCCUAACAGGAUCGGGGCCCUCGAGAAAUCCAUCAAAUCUUAUGCAGAGAACAGAGGAGAUCAUGUUCUCAACCCAGCGUUGGGUACAACUUUUGAUUCUCUUGGCGAGGCAUAUUACUUUUACAAUCUGUAUUCGUGGGAACAUGGAUUUGGCAUCAAGUACGGCAAGAGUCGGCUUAGUGCAAAGAGGACCAAGACCAUGCAGGAAAUUGUUUGUGGGUGUUCGGGGGAACCAGGUGCCGAAAACACAAGUUCAUGCCGGUGUGGAUGUCCUGCGAUGAUCCGUUUGCUGCGUACAGAUAACAACGGCUGGUACAUCAAAGAGCACAGGAUGACACACAACCACUCUUUGACUCCAAGGUGCGGACAGAAGGUACUCUGGCCAUCCCACAAACAUAUAGAUCUGUACACAAAGGACUUGAUACGUCAGCUGAGGGAGGACAACACGAACAUCGGCAAAGUCAAUGGCAUUAUAGGAAGUCUCUCUGGAACCAUGGAGAAUGUGUCAUCUACUAAUUGUAUGUUUAGGAACCUGUGUAGUCAAAUUGGCAUAGAUCAAGCAGAUGAUGAAGUUAGGAAGACAAUUGAAGUCUUCGCGGACAUAGGAGCAAAGAAUCCGGAGUUCAUGUUCGGGGUACAAGAAGAUGCCGAGAAUCGGAUAAAGAACCUCAUGUGGACCAACAGGGGGAACCAAAUGCAGUACAAGCACUUCGGAGAUGUUAUCACGUUCGACACCACUUACAGGACUAACUUGUACGACAUGCCAUUUGGACUAUUCAUUGGCGUGAAUGAGCACUUUCAGAGCAUCAUCUUGGCUGGAGUGUUGGUUAGAGACGAGCAGGUAGAGAGCUUCGAAUGGGUUUUCUCUGAAUUCAUAAGAAUGAUGGGUGGUGAAGCACCAAAGACAAUUCUGACAGAUCAGAAUCAAGCGAUGGAGGUGGCCAUAAAGAAUGUGAUGCCAAACACAGCCCACCAAUGGUGCAAAUGGCACAUCAUGAAGAAAGCAGAAGAGUGCCUUGGACCCCUAUACAGAAAACGGAAUGGGUUCCGAGCAGAGUUCCAUAAGGUCUUCAGCAACGUAGUGACAAUAGAUGAGUUUGAGACAGCAUGGGCGGUGUUGAUCGACAAGUACAACUUAAGGUCACAUCCAUACAUGGCACAACUUUACGAAACCAGGAAGAAAUGGGCAAAGCCAUAUUUCAAGGGGGUGUUUUGUGCCAAGAUGACGAGUACCCAAAGGAGCGAGACUGCCAACAGUAUGCUGAAGAAAUAUGUACCACCUGCAUGUCUGAUGCAUAUGUUCGUGAAGCAAUACAUGCGCUUGCAGUUUGACCGGGACGCAGAUGAAGCCUAUGAAGAGAAACGGACCCUGAUUGGUGGCGUCAUGCUGAGGCGUAACUUACCUAUGGAGCGACAUGCUAGCAAGAUAUAUACUCAUGCGAUGUUCAAACAGUUUGGCCAAAUCCUUUAUCAAGCAGGAUCUUACCGUCUGGAGGUGAUCGAGAAGAACAAGGUGUACAGGACAACGCUCAUUGAAGCAGAGGGAGGGGGAAAAUGUAUCAGGGUAGCCUAUGAGGUUAAGAUGAUAGAUAAUGGAGCUGAAUUUGACUGCGAAUGUGGUCAAUUUGAGCACAUGGGUUUGCUAUGCUGCCAUGUGCUGAGGGUGAUGGAUUAUUUAGACAUCCUGGAGAUACCCAAGAAGCACAUUGUGAAGAGGUGGACAAGAAACGAGCGAGAUGUCCUGCCUAUGGAAGCAAGCCAAGAAGCUGCUAGUGCAGAGGCCUAUGAUGGGUCGAUGGGGUUAUUCAAGGAAAAUGUGCCACCAUACGGAGAAGCAAGAGAUUGCCUAGGGCUUAAGGAUCGGCUAAGGCUAAUGACAAAUGAAAGACUAGGCGAUUGCUCUGUGCACAACAAUGAUAGUGUCGAUAACACAAGACCAGCUAAUCGGAUUAGCUGCUCCUUGUAAGAAACCUAAACCCGGAAGGCCAACAGCAUUAGAGGAAUCACCGUAGGAGGAGCUGAGCAAAGGAACUUGCCCUUAGAGGCAUGACUUGCCAAAGCAGGGAACACUUGCUCUGAGCCCUCCCGUCCAUAAAAUUAGUGGUGGUUUGUAGCUUGAGUAUAUGUCGGUUAGAGUUGACUUUAGAAUCUCUUUUGUGAAACGGUUGCUGGAGUUAACAGGUGAUAAUUGAAUCAGUGCAGGUGCUGAUUUAUUGACAUUUAGAUGCUGUACCUGGCAAACUAAUAUUAGGGGCUGCUGAAAUGAGUGCAAAAUUUAUGUGGCCUAUGCGGUACUACUAGCAGAACAUGAUAUUUGCUGAUUUAGAUAUGAGGAUGAGAAA